AUGGAGGUUCCCGCAGGCUUCUUGGCCAAGCUAUGGAGCUUUCUCUCUUUUCUUCCCUUCUUCUUGUUGCUCUUCAUCCUUGGCCUUCUCAAAGCGGCACUUGUUGGACCAGCAGUAUUAGGCAUCAUAUUGAUCGGAAACUCGGCAGUUAUAAUGGGGCUAUGGACUGCACAUUUUGUCUGGACUUACUAUUGUGUGGCAAAAACCAAAAAGCUCGGGCCGGUUCUAAAGAGUGUGGUGCUAGUUUCAUUACCAGUGCCUCUGGUCCUUUGGCCAAUCUCUGGAAUUGUUGGAAGCCUUUUAGGCGGAGUAGCAUAUGGAUUUUUUGCGCCCCUUCUUGCAACUUUUGAGGCUGUUGGAGGGAAUGUCACCGACAAAUUCUACCACUGCUUUGUUGAUGGUUGUUGGUCCACGAUUAAAGGAGGCUGCACAGUAGUGCAGGAUUUCACAGACUUCUGCUUCCAUUCAUACUUCUCCUACAUGGAUGAAUUAAUUGAGACAGUGCUUCCGGAUGAAAGGCCAAUGGACAUAAAAUUAUCAAAAUUUCCAGGUUGUUUGCUGGCAAGCCUGAUUGGUUUGCCAGUAGAUGUGCUUUUAAUAACCGCUGUUGCUCUGUGGAAAAGCCCUUACAUGCUCUUCAAGGGCUGGAAGAGGCUGUUGGAAGACUUGAUAGGCAGAGAAGGACCCUUUUUGGAGAUGGUAUGUGUUCCGUUUGCUGGUCUUGCUAUCAUCUUAUGGCCUUUGGCAGUUGUGGGAGGCGUGAUAGGUGCUAUUGUCUCCAGCUUCUUUCUGGGACUCUACAGCGGAGUUAUUGUCUAUCAGGAAGGCUCACUCCUGAUGGGACUUGCAUAUAUUGUGUCUGUGGUUUCGCUGUUCGAUGAAUAUGCAAAUGAUUUACUCUACUUGAGGGAGGGAUCCUGCCUUCCACGGCCUGAAUACCGAAGAAACAUGAGCCCCAGUACUGAGAGAAAAAAGCUAGGCGAGAAUCAUAAUACUGACUCAAAGAAUGGGAGGGAGAACUCAUACAGGUCAAAACUAAUCACAGAAAAAUCAAGAACAUUGAAAUGGGAAAUUCAGCAAUAUAAACCUAUGCAGGUAUGGGACUGGCUUUUUAAAUCUUGCGAGGUGAAUGGUCGAAUUCUCCUCCAUGAUGGUCUGAUAACUCUCGAGGACAUCGAGGAAUGCAUGCUGCAGGGUAAUUGUAAGAAGUUGGGCAUUCAAUUACCUGCUUGGUCUAUAUUGCAGUGCCUGCUUGCAUCAGGAAAGUCCAACUCAUCUGGGUUGGUGAUCUCUGAUCAUGAUGUGGAAUUGACGAGGAUGAACGGGCCAAGGGAUAAAGUGUUCGAGUGGUUCGUUGGACCCCUAUUAGUCAUAAAAGAGCAAUUAAAGAGACUCCAUUUAGAUGAAAGUGAGGAAAACUGCCUGAGAGAGCUUUUUAUUAGAUGCAGAAACGAAAAGCCCGAGGAGUGGGAUGGCACUGAAUUUGCUUCGAGUGACAGAGUUAGAAGGGCACAGUUGCAAUCCAUAAUUAGAAGACUACAGGGAAUUGUAGCUUCAAUGUCCCGGAUACCAACUUUCCGACGUCGCUUUAGGAAUUUGGUGAAGUUGCUUUACAUAGAAAAACUUCAGUCUAGUGCUUCAGCUAAUCAUAUGCGGGAAAUCUUAAAAGACAGCAGGAGCUGCAUUCAAAGUGAAGACGAGAAAGGUUCAGAUUAUACUCUAAACAAAGAACAUAGGACCUAUGACAAUGGAAAUGUAGUAUAA
Molecule: messenger RNA, 1764 nt
Organism: Juglans microcarpa x Juglans regia
Lineage: Eukaryota; Viridiplantae; Streptophyta; Magnoliopsida; Fagales; Juglandaceae
Exons: 10
Coding region: 1-1764 (587 amino acids)
Biological process (GO): vegetative to reproductive phase transition of meristem
Source: RefSeq, a predicted model, not a curated record